UUGUUGUCUCAUUAAGCUCCUCUGUGACUUUAAGCGAGGCUAAACUGACCCCUGAUCAGUUUGACGACGCUUACUUAACGGUCCACUUGUGUGCGAACACGCCCGCCUCCUUCCUCAAGCCUGUCCAAUCAACGCGCGGGAUUUAAAAAACUGACAGGAAUGUCAGCCAAUCCGGGCGGCGCUGUGUAGAGUAUGGGUGGGCACGGUGGUAACAUCAGGGAAGUGAGUUGUUUGUUUUCAUGAAAGCGUCUUUAAGGUGUUGGUGGCUCCGCAGGGAUGGCUCGGUUCGGUUACACAGGCCAGGCCGAGCUUUAGGUUCGUUAACCGGGUGUUAACUCAGCUGGAGUGUUGAGAUAUAACGUUAGGAAGAGUAUUACGACAUCACACUGAAGCUUCCUGGAGUGAAGCUAAAGCUGAGCAGAGGACGCAGAAGGUGAAUUAGUCCAGGAGCAGGUCGACCAGAACCAGAACUCCGGAUUAACUUCUGCUGGCGAUGUCUCUGGCCGAGCAGAGCCAGCAAUGGUUCCCUACGAGCGUGCAGGUAACGGUGCACCAGGCUCGGAGCCUGCGGGUGAAGGGCAAGAACGGCACCAACGACUCCUACGCCAUCAUCCAGGUGGCCAAGGACAAGUUCUCCACCUCGGUGGCCGAGAGGAGCGUCGCCCCGGUGUGGAAGGAGGAGGCGUCCUUCGACCUGCCGCUCUUCCACCCGGGCAACGCCGAGCGCUGCACGCUGUAUGUCGUCGUGAUGCACCGGGCUCAGGUCGGGCUCGACAAGUUCCUGGGUCAGGCUGUGGUGAACCUGCUGGACCUCCACGACAACAACACCCGCAAGAAGACAGAUUGGUUCAAGCUGGUGGACAAGAGCAACAAAGAGGACAAGCCGCGAGGGGAGGUGCUGCUCGAUAUCCAGUUCAUGAGGAACAACAUGUCGGCUAGCAUGUUUGACCUUUCCAUGCAGGACAAACCUCGCUCCCGCAUCUCUAAGCUGAAGGACAAAGUCCGCGGGAAGAAAAAGGACGGCUUCUCCGACUCUGCCUCAGCUAUCGUGCCCUCCGUCAGCCAGGUCCUCACAGACAGCGAGGCCGAGGCCGAUGCACAGUCGCUCAACCAGACUCCAGGAGUGAAGAAGAAAACGAAGCUCAAAACACUCUUUGCUCCUAAAUCAAACUUGCAGCGUAACAUCUCACAGUCCAUGUCCACACUGGGAACUCUUCCCGAGAAGAAUUCAUCUCUCAGUGGCAGCCGCUCAUCUGGCCUCAAUGUAGACUCUCCUGAAGUUAAAAAGAAAUUCAAAUUCCUGGGACACAAGCGAACCGGCAGCUCUGACAGCAAGGUGUCCCAAGGUCCUUUCUCCCUCCUGGGUCGCUCCAAGCAAAGCAACAGCGACCUGAACAACCUGUGCAUCAACGGCAGCCACGUGUACGCAGAAGAGGAGUCCAAGAGUGGAUCUACUCUCAGCCUGAACAGCUCGGGCCAAGGAUCUGUGGAGGAUGUCCGCAAACACACCUCUGAUGCAGAUUCCUUCAUAAGUGUGCCUGUCCCUUCCAUACAGAUAGAGUCCAACAAAGAAAUACUGGAGCAACAGCGCCAUCAAGAGGAGGAGGAGAGAAGGCAGGCCGAAGAAAGACGCAGGGCAGAGGCCAAGAGGCUGGAGGAAGAGGAGAAAUACAGGGCAGAGGCCAAAAGACUGCAGGAGGAAGAGGAGCGCAGACACCAAGAGGAGCAGGAGAGGAAGAGACGCUACCUCGAGGACGAAGCAAAGAGGAAGAAACAGAGGGAGGAGGAGGAGGAGCGGAGGAAGCAAGAGGAAGAACGCAGGAUGCUGGAAGCGGCAGAAAACCAAAGGCUUGAGGAGGAGCGUCGCAAAGCAGAGGAGCAGAAACGACAGGAGGAGGCGUCCAUGAGCGACAGGCUGACGUCUCUGUUCGGAAUGAUCAGAAAGAAGGAGGAGAAGAAAGAAGAGGCGCCCACACCGGCUCCUCGCAGGGACUCCAGAGAACCCGAUCAACCGAUCUCCACCAACCCGUUUGAGGAGAUCCCGCUCAGCUCAGAUCUUCCAGUCAGCAGCAACGAAAGCCCAGCUGAUCAUCAGAAAUCCAGCCGCAACCCUGAACCCAUCUCCGUCAUGCACUUCCUCAACCGCACCGCUAAAGUGUCUGCAGUCAAACCCAGAUUUACUCAAUCUCUGGAGUCUGAACCUGCUGACUGCCAGACCCCCAGUCAGCUGUGUUCUUCCCCAACCAUCUCUGAGUCUACCCUGUCUAGCGUCCCGUCCGAGUCCCCUGAAACUUUCUCCGACCUCCACUUAUCCCUGGCUCCACCAAACUUAAGUCAGAGCCCGCUUGGUUCCCCUCGUGGCAGCGUAGAGAAUUUGUCCUCUGUGGGGUCUUCACCCACCAUGGCGGAUUGGAAGAAAAGAGCCCUACUGCCACCGCACCCAGUACAAGGAACGCAAACUGGAGGAAGUCUUGCACCUGUCAGAGAGAUUAAUAAUCCUGCGUACAUAGAGGUGGAUGGAUCGCAGCAAGGCAAAAGAAUGUCUAUACCACUUCCUGAUUAUGAAACACUGUUUCCUCAAAAGAGACAUGGAGUGCAAGGGCAGACUCGAUGGGACCACAUAAUCGCUGAGGUCACUCAGAGAAAGAGGGACACUGAACCUGAACAUCUGGGUCCAGAGAUGAGUGUGGAUGGCCCAGUGGACCAGCACAGACACAGUCUUAGGUCUUCACUCCCACAGGAGAGUCCUGCCGCGAAGCAUCAUCAGACACAACCACAGGAGCCCAAACCCGUGUCAUCAAAAAAAGCACCAGCCCCAGCUCCCCCUAAAUAUGUCUCCGCUCUGCACAGUCAACCAGUAGCAAAUUCCAGUCAAAGUCCGAGUCCGAAUAUUGCCCGCCAACCUCUCAUGAAACCUAAUCCAUCUCCAGUCCCAGGACCUAUAAACACUGAUAUUCCAAGCAGAGAAAGUCUCUCAACGAGGUCCAGGGAUGGAGCAAGGAAGGCGUUGCAACCGCCAGCUCAACCCAGACCAAGUAGCCCAAUGGAGAGGGACACUGCACCCACAGAUGAUCAAAGAAAAACACCAGUCCACGUGAACAAAGAGGUACCCACAGCCAAACCCAGGCAGAGAGUUAGCGGCAAAGAGCCAGUGCAGCAAGAUUCUGCUGUGACACCAGUUACCUCUCUGAAUAGUAACAUUCACACAUCUAGUCCAAAUAUGAGCAGCGUGGACCGAAAAGGCAGGCAGAUAAAAGAUAACUUUGUAGAGUUUGAUCCAUUCCCCACCAGUGAUCUUCUUCCCAAAGACCCAUGGGCACAGGUGAAGCAGAAGGAAGCAGUGAAGUUCGAAGACCUGGGAAUGACACCAGACGAUCUCGAUAACAUUUUUGGUCAAGAGAGAACAAUAGAUCCAUUUGCUAGUUUUAAUGGCAGCAUUUCAAACAAACACAGCGAGCACAAGGACAAAGAUGACAUUUCGAAGCAAGCCAGUCCCACUUUCCAAAGAAGGAACUCGCAGAAACGGAACCAGAGUCUACCAUCCGCAACUCACUCAGAUAAUAAGCCUCGACAUGAGGAAGAAACAACCAUCCCCAAAUCUGAUCAAGGCUUCUCUGCAUGGGGUGUCACAAAUGAGUCUGUCACACCAAAGCUUGAAGCUGAUGUGAAAACACAGAGCCGUUUGUACGGAGAGAGAAAGGAUCCGUUCGGAGCAGAACCGUUCACUGCAACGUCCUCCUUGUCCUCGGAGCCUCUGCAGGUAGUUUUGGAGGAACCAGAGCCUCAGGCGGGAGCUUUGUCUGGUGGAAAGACGCCUUUGAGGGCCUGGGUGUCACCAUCUGAGGUUCAGCCUGUCAGUGCUCAGAAUAGCAGUGGAGGUGGGCUAGCCUUAACUGCACGCAGGCCUCAUCCCGUGAAGCCAAUGAGCUCAGUUGAGAACCAGCAUCCCAUCAGCACUCCUGCUGUGAAAGAGAUGAAGGUCCGUGACAGCACACCGGGGAAGUUUCAGGUGCCAGACUCGGUGGGAAGUGGACCCUACACUCAGCUGACACAAGAGGAGCUGAUCACGCUUGUGGUGAAACAGCAAACCGACCUGUCGAGGAAGGACGCUAAGAUCGUCGAGCUCGAGGAGUACAUCGACAAUCUGCUGGUCCGGGUCAUAGAGGAGAAACCCACCAUCCUGCAUUCUCUCAACUCCAAGCCGGUGUGAGGCGUCGUGUGUGUGUGUGUGUGUGUGUGUGUGUGUGUGUGUGUGUGGUGUGUGUUUGUGUUUGUGUGUGUGUGCGCGCGCAUGUGUGUGUGCGUGUACUGGCGUCACUGUGUACUCAGAAACACGAUCUCUACGAAGGUCUUGGAGCAUAUGCACUUUUUUUAAGUUUCAGAGUCAGCUUUGUUUGAGAAUGCUGGAAAAUCGUCUCUGAAGUAAUAAACAUUUUUUCGAUUAUUUUAAUAACGAGCAAAGAAAAAAAAUCCUGAAUGUAUUUGUUUUGACACUAAGGUACUGGAGUUUGCUUUAAAAACCAUGUUGCAAAAAAAAUAAUUAAUAUUACCAUACUUGAUGAGAUUUGGCUUGAGCUUUAUUUAAUAUACUAAUAAUAAUUGAUUUUUUAAAACUAUUAUCUGGCCUUUUUUUUUUUUACUCUUUCCACUGGGCGUAGCUUAUUGCUCCGUGAUGAAUAAUCACCUUCAUCCUGAUGAGGUAAAACUGUAAUGUUUAUCUCAUUUAAAUAUAUUUGCAAUAAUUCAUUCACUGCAUUUCAGCAGAUCGUGUCUUCACAAGUCGAAUGAAAGGUUCAGAUUGUUUAUGUAACGACUUUUUUUUCCCUCCUCUGCACGUCUUAUUUCUUCUUUCUUUUUUUCUUUGUUGGUCCUAAUGAUGAACCGUACAUCUCGCAACAUUCCUCCUUUUGUUUUACUCACCACAGUUGAAUGUCAGCUGAUCAUCCAGGCCUUAAAAAAAAAAAAGAUACUGUGCCUAUUUUUGCUUCAAAGAGGUGUUAUUUAGAAAAACCAGCAAUAAUUAAAAGCAAGCAGCUAUUAUGAACCGUACGUAUAGUUUGAAUGACUCGGUAGUUGUAGCUGUUUUUCUUUAAUGUGGAUGUAAUUACGCCUGUGCACAUAGUUUGAAAUAUUAUGCAAGUAACCGUACACAAUCAAUCAAACUGUGUUUGUAUUUAUAAAUAAUGAUAAUCAGUAAAGCAAUUAUGGGAGGAGCAGUAAUAGACUCUAUCAGUAAUAACCAACCAGCCUUGUCUUUGUAUUUGAACUACACUAAUGAAUGAAACCUGCAUCUGCACCUUUAUAUGACAAAAUAUUAUUUUAUGUCUUGGCAGAUACGAUAGCAAUAUUACUCUUCAGAAUGUACAGACUCGUGCCUUCAAAACCUUUUUCAUGACCUCUCUGUGCAGCCUGAUGCAUCAAGUGUUUGACAUGAUGAUACUACAGUCCGUGUAAAACUUCCGAGAGAAGAAGUAACGCUGGGCGAAAAUGUGGUUUUAUUUGAAAUAAAGACACUAGAUAUUUCACCAGA
Larimichthys crocea (large yellow croaker) is the source of this 5530-nucleotide messenger RNA. It is a transcript of the gene rab11fip1a, whose product is annotated as RAB11 family interacting protein 1 (class I) a. Gene Ontology annotation, molecular function: small GTPase binding. Gene Ontology annotation, cellular component: intracellular membrane-bounded organelle. The transcript is spliced from 6 exons. Lineage: Eukaryota; Metazoa; Chordata; Actinopteri; Sciaenidae. Gene Ontology annotation, biological process: regulated exocytosis. Bases 494 to 4210 code for a protein of 1238 amino acids. The record is from RefSeq and is a predicted model, not a curated record.